Molecule: messenger RNA, 4617 nt
Organism: Agrilus planipennis (emerald ash borer)
Lineage: Eukaryota; Metazoa; Arthropoda; Insecta; Coleoptera; Buprestidae
Exons: 16
Coding region: 106-4566 (1486 amino acids)
Biological process (GO): regulation of DNA-templated transcription
Cellular component (GO): nucleus
Molecular function (GO): transcription coregulator activity
Source: RefSeq, a predicted model, not a curated record
ACCCUCUUGUUUACAUGUUCUAUAUGCAUAUUUGGAAGUUUGUUUUUGCUGCUUUUGUUCUAAAUAGUGUGUUAUUUAACUAUUUAAUUAAAACACUUUUGAAAAAUGGAUUGCAAGCCUUCUAUAACAACAAACAUUGACGAAGUAAUAAAUGAUGAGAAUUCAAAUGACAAUUCAUUAACAAUAGUUGUGGAGUCACCAGAAAGUAAAAAAACAAAGAAAUCAAAAACUGUUCAGUUAAGUCAUGACGAAAAAGAAUUUAUUAAGAAGGUGGAAGAUGAACUAGACCAUAUUCUAGAUGAAAAAGCCUCAAAAACAAAUCUCACUGCAACUAAUGUUAAAACUAUUUUAAAGCAAGUCCUUACAAAUGAAGAUAUGCAAGUACUACUAAGGAAAGCGGAAAACCCAAACAAUGCACUAGAAUCUGUAACUUUUGAACCUAAACUUACUAGAGCAAAAGCAAAAGAACUUCAUUCUUCUAAUUCAAUAGCCACUUUACCUUGGCCUCCAUCAACUAGUACAUCUCCUGAAGUGCAUGUGUUAAUUAAUGAUGAACUUCCAGAAGACUCUUCUGAUGAUGAAUAUGUACCCGGUGAUUACGAUAGUGAAGAUGAUAGAGACAGUUCACUUGUAAGUGAAUCACCACGUUGCUCAACACCUCCCACUCCUUCAAAGAAUGACUGUGGGACACAAACAAACUGGACAGAAGAUGGUGUUUUCAAAGUUCCUCCUUCUAAAAAGGAUUCAACUGAAGAGACGACAAACAUUGCUCUAAGGACAAGGUCAAAAUUCUGUCUCAGUGAGACACCUCUAGAAAUAAUAGAAGAGGCUUUUGUGCCUCCUGAUAUUACCACUGAUAUGUAUGACAUGGACUGUGAUGAUGAAGAAUGGGGCAACUUCUUAAAAGAAUUUAUGAGACCACUAGAAGAAGUUACAAAAGCUCGUGAAGAUGAAGAUCAUGACCCUGAAUAUAAUGUUCUAGCAGAUGAAAUUGAUAGGGUUGAUCGUGAGGACUUAAGGGCAGACAGAGGGGUUAAGGUUACUAAAAAAGAAUUAAAUGAGCUGAUAUCAGAGCUCUUUGAGUAUGCAGAAUCAUUCUCUACAAGCCAGUUAGAAAAUGUGAGCGUUAAUUUUGAAAAUGAGCCUCAAUACAAGGUGUUAGAUGAAACUCUAGGUGCUACUAAAUCGCCAGACAGGCAAAAAGGAAUUGAAAUAAUAAAAAAGACAACAAACUUGAAUACAGUUGAGGAAAAGCCCCAAGUACAAAUCAAUGAUACAUCUCAUGAAAUCAAUAUUAGUAAUUGUGAAACACAAAUUUUGAUGACUGCUCAAUAUAUGGAUUAUGGCCAAUUACUUUUAUUGCAGCAACAAAUGAGACAACACGUUCAAAUGUUAACUCAAAAUUUUUUACUUACUUAUCAGCAUCCUGAAUUUUGCGAAAUGGCGGUAGACUUCAAGGAAAAAUUGUUGAAUUUAAAGUAUUUAAGUAAAAGUCAUCCAAAUUCCAAUUUUAACGCUGCAAAUCUUGAAGCUGCUAUUGAAUUAAUUUCCGAUUGGGAAAAGAAGUUUGUAAAGGAUUGUGAAGAAGGUAGACAAAUAGUACGGCAUUUUUCACGAGUUAUACAAGAAUCAAUAGACAGAAGAAGGGGUACAAGUGUAUAUAUUUAUACAUUUCCGCCAUCUAUUUUAGAGACUAUUUCUAAGAGCAAAGUGUUCAUAUACCCUUCACUUUUACCCUGCAUCCCCUUUAAAUCUUCGGCGUUUACAUUUGCAAAACAUGACUAUACAAAACACGAAAACGAAUUAAUUGCCUUGGGUUUAGAACAAUUCUGUGAUUAUUUAAAAAGCGAUUCGCAUCAUAUUCAUAAAGAUGGGGAAGUAAAGCUGAAUCACGUUUGUCAUUUUAUUGUACGCUACAUGAUGCCAGUGAAGAAUGUUAAUAGGCUUUGUCAGCAUAUAAAGCAUAACAAAUCAAAGAAUGCAGCUCCCAACCCAAUUCUGUACUAUUUCGAAAAUGGAAAAGCGCCCCCAACCUUUCACUACGUUUUUAAUCUGGAAACUUACGGAAUGUUAGCACCAUUUCAGAGAAACAAAGAAACAUUGUCGUACCAGUGGAGAACAUUUCUUUAUCCCAAAGAAAAAGAGAGUGGAAUAUCUUUACCAAAACAAUUAUCCCCGUUAGCAGGGACUAUAAAGAAAAUAGUAAAGCCCCCUGCUUUCAAAAGAUUCGUUACAAAAGGUUUCUCGAAGCCUAAAAUUCUUAAGUCUCCUAUUUCAUCCGUUCCGUAUACAACUCUCCGCUCUCUUCACCGAAAAGCUGGAAAAGACAAGAACGUAUUUUACGAAGGUAUUAAAUUGGCUUCUCAGUCUACACCGAAGAGCCGUUUAUUUUCCCGUAUUUGCAAGCAAAAAAAUAAAGGAGCCAAUGUAUUUUCUUCAAAGAACAUAAAGGAACUAAUUGGACCAUCCUUAGCUAAAUUGAAGUUUAAUUCAUCAAUUUUUCAAAGUCUUAAAAAUAAAAGCAACGCUUUAGAAAUGCUACCUAAUAUGCCCAGCUUGAACACUCCUAUAAAAAAGCCUUUGACUGAAAACAUGGAAAUAACUAUUAACAGCUCUAUUGGCAAGACAGAUGAGGUGAAUAUUACUGUUAAUGAAAAAGGCAGAGAUGGAUGUAGUACUGAUCAAAAGAGUUCAGAACAAUUUAAGAAAGGAAAACUUCCUUUAAACAUGUCUUCAUUGAAUGGUUCUAUUAGCAAUUGUAUGGAAAUAACUUCAACUAAUAAUAGCACUAAACAAUUAGACGUAGAAGAUAAUGAAAAGAAAAGAAGUAUCGAAAGUGAUGGAACUUCUUCACAAGAAGAAGAUUGCAUUACAAUAGAAGAUGAUACAAUGGAAAAGGAUAAUCCUGAUGAUAUUAAUGCAUUAAUGGUGGCCAGCUCUACCAUUAAAUGUGCCAGAAGAAAGGAACGUCCUGGGACAGAAAGAAAAAGGGCUAAACUGAAGCGUGAAUACAAUGCAAUGCUUGCUAUGUUAAAACCUGAAGAUAAUUGUGUUAUUCAAGAAAGAGCUGAAACUUAUGCUUAUGCAUACUUUGAUAAAGUACGCAAAACAUUGAAUCAUGAUGAGUAUCAUCAGUUUAUGAAAAUUUUGAAUGACUUUGAUGAAAAAUAUGACAAAGUUUCUGAUCUUUAUCAAAAUAUUGAACACCUAUUACAUCCAAAAUAUCAGGAUUUAUUAGAUGAAUUCCUUACAUUUCUUACUCCAACUCAAGCAAGCGAAAUUGGUAAACUUAUACCACAUUUAAUGUUAAGCAAUAUGUCCCUCUUUUUAUGCAAAUUGGAAGCAUAUUUCAAAGAUCAACCUGCACAAUUACGAAAAGUGUACAGGUGUCUGACAGAAUUGGCAUCCUGUGUGGAUGUCACAAUUGACAAAGUUAAAAAUACUAUUUUACCUCUUCUAAAAGGUAAUAGUUUACUAACAGAUUGGUUUAUGCAAAUAUUUCCAUCUGAAAAACCACCGGAAAGUUUACUUCAAGGACCGUUUGAAAACAUUGAUCUUUCAGUUGACAUCAAAAAUGAGAAUGAAAUUUAUGAAAAUAUAACUCUACCAGAUAGUGAGGAUCCUUAUGGUGGGCCAAAAUGUAUUUGUAAAUGUCAUGAAAGUGAAAACAUCCUGUAUAAAACUAGAUCAAGGCACUGUAUACCAUGUGGAACAAAGUUUAUACAGGGCCGCAUUUAUAUUCAGACAGGAAAAGGACUACGUUUAGCAAAUGUUACAUUCGAUGGUAAAUCAGGUCCUGAACAUAACAUAAAAUUAUAUGUUGAAAAGCAAAAAAAGAGAUCAGACUCCAGCCUGUCAAAACAAAUAUCACCUACAAAGGAAUCUCAAGAUGAUGGCCGUACUCAUGCAGAUAGUGAAGAUGAUGAUAGAAAAAAAACAAAUCAGAGAACUAAUCGAUCACCAAGGAAAAGAAAACCGAAAAACACCGAUGCAAAAGGUGUUGAUAAAGAAAAAACUUCUACUAAAACAAGCAGUGGUAAUGGUAGAAAUGGGUGUGGGAAAGUUUGCAGACAAAAAGGUGCGAGUACUCAAUCAUCUCCUGGUACUAACAUAAAAAUUGCAACAAAUAGUACUGGAAAUUUAACAGUUACUACUGUACGAAGUAGUAAUAGUGAUAAAAGAAGUUUAAAUGAUGACCCUACUAAUUACGAAGCUAAUAUGCCAGUAGAGUCAGCAGAAUUGAAAAUGAACUCUGAGCAUAGUACUGAAUCGGAAAGUGAUGUUCCUGAAUCGUCCCAAUAUAAUACUAACAGUGAAACUGACGAGUCGGGAGAGGAAGCCGAGAAUAUGACUACUUCCCCCAGUCACAGUGAUAAAAACAGUGAUGAUAUAAUAUGGACCUUAGAUGAAGAUAGGAUAAUUUUGGAAACACUACAAAAGGAGAUUGAUAAAGAUAAAGCUUUCGAAAAAAUUGCAGAGUCGUUAGAAAAUAGGACCGUUUUUCAGAUCAGGCAAAGGUUUCAUACGUUGAUGGAACUGUUGCAACAAAUGACUGAAACCAAGUAAAAUAGGUACUUUCAUUUUGUAAAUACAUAAGGACUAAAAUAUUCAAAGCGA